Molecule: messenger RNA, 3408 nt
Organism: Cimex lectularius (bed bug)
Lineage: Eukaryota; Metazoa; Arthropoda; Insecta; Hemiptera; Cimicidae
Exons: 2
Coding region: 187-3336 (1049 amino acids)
Source: RefSeq, a predicted model, not a curated record
GAUCAGUUAAAAAUGUGUUUUGAAUAAAAUCAUUUGGCAAAUUUUUAUUUUUAUUCUACUUUCUUGAAUACUCAAUCAAAAUUCAUAGUACCCAUAUUUAUUUUUCUAUUUCAAAUCCUAGUUGAAGAGAACCCGCAGAGCGAAAGAAGAGAUUUUCAACAUUUUCCAAAGAAAAAAAUUCAUACGAUGAGCAAUGCAAUAUUGCCCGCAAGAAGCUGCAAACACGGAAAAUGUUUGAUAAACUUGGGCAACAAUUUUGGCAGUAUUCUAUUAAAAGUGAUAAACAACAAUAUUCAAAUUGAGAGAUCUGACAUUUUUGUAAAAAGCUUUUCCAACAAUGCUUUCGUUUCGAUGAUUUCACAAUUAAACGAAAAAAAGAAAUAUGGAUGCAUUGAAAGUAGAAAUAACCGCCCUAUUAAUACAUGUGGAAGGACGGUGGUAGUUUUUGAACAUUUAUACACCCCAAAACGCUUAAAAAAUCAUAAUAAAGCAUUGAAGAACAAAGACAAACAACCUAAUGCAUCAGAAGCAUGUACAGAAAUGCAAUACAUGGCACAAGGAAAAGCCAUUGGAAAUAAUAACGAACCUAUGUUAAAAGAAAAUACAAAAAAUCUAUUUGAAACUCGUAGCAUUGAUUAUACUGACAAAAAAGUUAUGACUAGAAAAUUAGAAUUGGUAAGGACCUUCUCAAAACAAGUCCAUGGAAAAAUGUCUAUUAUAUUCAAGCAAUCGUACAAGUUUAAAAGUGAUGAAUGUUCAUCUACCAAUCAAACAGUCAAUUUUAAAAAUUCAAUUAAUUUUAAUGAUUCUAAUAUUCAAGCGACAGGUUCUAAGGUAAAUUUAUGUAAUUUGGUUCGAGAUGAAAAUGUAACAAAUUUAGAAAAUAGCACACCUAGCAUGUUAUCUGAAGGAAACAGUAUAGAUAAAAAAGAAAACCAUUUUUCCAUUAUUAAAAUGGCCAAAGUUUUAAAUGCAAAAAGUCAAAAUGCUCCAACAGAUUAUGUAGGCAAGGUGAAAAUACUAUUUAAUCAUUCAGGAAGGUUCAAAAGUUCGGUUCUUCCAUCUUCUGAACGUGAUUCUGAUCUUGAAAGGCAAAACAAGGAUAAGGAAUGUACAGUUUGUUCAAAAGAACAUAAAAGUAAAAAUGAUUUGAUUUUCUUAGAAGGUAGCGUACCCCAAAAAAUAAUCCAAUAUUUCAAGCCUCUACUUAAAAAUAUGACGUAUAGCCAGAAGCCAAGUUCUUUCGACAAUUCAAAACCUUUGGAAUCAGGUAAAAUGAAAAUAAAUUUUAACCAUUCAACAAAAACUAAAUCAUUUAACAAAGUAGGUAAUAUAUUGGCUAAAAAUGAUGCUUCCAAACAGGAUAAUGACAAUGUUUACACUUUGACAAACACGGAAGAAACAAACACUGAAUUAAAUUCACAGCCAGAAAAUAAAUUGACUAAAAAUGAUACUUUUAUUGAUGCGCAUGAUUUUUCUGGAUGUAACAUAGCUUCCAAUGUCAAUACAAUGAACAGUUGUACACUUCAAGAGCAAGAAAGUACAGUUGCUGAAAUUCCAGAAAGCAAAAGGGAAACAUUUCAAGUUGAAAAAACUUGCAACUUUAAUGCGGAGACGACGCAUGCACAAAAUCAAGACGGGUGCGUUGACAAUAUUACAAUGCAUAAAAUCAAUACAAAUGUGCACAAAGUAAAAUAUCUGCCGAAAAAAAUAAAAAAAUCCAAACUUAUGAGCAAGAGCAAGAGAAAAUUACCGCCUUCAGCCACAAGAAUCGCAUUGGAAAAAUCUAAACAAAGUCUAGAUAGGUUGAUAAUGUUCAACAGUGAUCCACAAUGUGGUUUUAUAACUGGUAAUCCUGACAAGAUCAAAACCGUAGAAGACAUGGUUGAAGGCACAAAACCUAGAAAAGUGGAGGAACGAGGUUUAAAAGAAAAAGUCAUAGUUCAAAAGUUUGAUGGUAAUAUAGAAAAAAUGAGCGAAACAGAAAAUAAAGUAAUUUCUCAGGGUGAAGAAAAUUUUGAUAAGAAAAAAAUUCCAUUACAGAAAACAGAACAAAAUAAUCUAAAAGCUAUAAAUAAAUGUCAUUCAGAAAAUAACUUGGAAUUUACAAACUUACUUUCCGACCCUCAUGAAAUUGGAAUUAUGACAAUAAAUUCAACUAGAACUGCAGAGCCAAUAGAAAGUAACGAUGAUGCUAAUUUUUAUAAAAGAAUAUUUACUGACACAAAUGCACUUAAAAAGUUGGUUAAGAAAAAAACACCAAGUUAUAAGAUGACCGAAAAUAAAUCUUUUCCAUCUGUUGAAGUCAUAAAUAAGGAAGAUAAGCAUAAUGAAGAAACGCUAAAAAAUGAAAAACAAUUGGACACUUUUCAGACAGAUCCACUUGGCUGUAAACCCUUUUUGAAGAGUGUCUCUAAUCUUCUGGAAAUAAUUCAAAUAAACGAAUUUAUAGAUGAUAUAAUAAAAACUCCAGGCCGCAAAAUGAAACCUGGUGUAUGUACUACACAAAAUAAAAAAAACCCUGGCAUUUCAAAGGAAAAGAAUAAAAUUUUAGUAACAAAUUGUAAAAGUGCACAAUUAGAUGUUCCCACAAUUCCUGACAACAAGAGAAUAUUUCAGUUGGGACCCAACAAAAUUACUAUUACUGAAAUAUCUAAAACAGAUGCCUUUCCUCCUCCAGUUGUAAAAGUGCAAAACUGUGAUGUUGGAAACAAUCCGAGUCAGACUGAACAGUCAACAAAAAAACAAGUCCAGGCAGCAGAAAUGGAACAUCCAAAAGGAAUGAAACUCUCUACAUUAAAAGAAAGUUUGCCGGCACAAGACAGUUCGAAAGAAAAUGAUCCCAAUUCUUCAACAAUUUCAAAAAUUAGAAAAAGUGCCACUAUUAAAAUGAUAAACCAUUUUGAAAGUUUUCAAGGAGUGAUUGAUUUUCCUCAAGGAACUAAAAUAGUUAAAAAUGUAGUGAAAGAUCGUAUGCAAGCUUAUCAAGAUAUUUCUAAAAAAUUUGAAAAAAUGGGCUUGUAUAGGAAAGUGCCCAAAAAAAAGUUGAUGGAAGAAAUUGAAGAUUCGAGAAAAAAUACCUUGGCCACUAUCAAACGAGAUCUCGAACUCCAAGACAAAUAUAAAAAUACUCCAAAAGGAAAGCGCAUGCAAGACUACUUCCACAGUUUCAAGUUUAGGUUGACAAGCACGAUGAAAGAGUACGGCAAAAGAAAAAAUUUAAAGAAUAGUAAGAAAAUGUUAAUUUCGAGCAAACUAGGAAAGCUGAACCCACAAACUAGCCCAAGUAAACCAUCAUUUGCUCGCAAAGGAAAUAGAAAGAAUAAAUACGUCUAGCCUCGUACAAAAUUGAAACUGAAACUAGUUCAAUUAUCUGUUCAAAUAAAUAUUAAUGUAUGUUAUUUUAAA